Andrographis paniculata is the source of this 2767-nucleotide messenger RNA. RefSeq names its product stress-response A/B barrel domain-containing protein UP3. Lineage: Eukaryota; Viridiplantae; Streptophyta; Magnoliopsida; Lamiales; Acanthaceae. The coding region runs from base 121 to 1047 and encodes 308 amino acids. The transcript has 10 exons. The record is from RefSeq and is a predicted model, not a curated record.
AAUAAUAAGGCGCCAAGAAUACAUUUUGGUGUUUUUCUGAGGCCACCAAUUUUCAUUCCACCUACAAAGUAAUCUGCUGUCUUCGUCGCCACUGCCACACGCUCAUACAGACUGUGAAGAAUGCGAAUUCCGGCUAAUAUUCUUUCUUCUUGUGGUGCUCUGCCGGUGAAUGGCUGCCUCCAUCGUGGCGCUAUCUUCGAGCCGCGCCCGCUUCCCGGUAUAUCUUUGAGGUUGAAAGCGACUAGAGGUUGGAGUUGUGGUGUUUCCAUUUUAGGCGAUUCCGGAGGAAAAUUGUGCAAUUGGGGUAAAAAGGUCACGGGGGCUAGGGCUUCUGCUUUUGAGGAUGGAAAUAUGGGUGCGGAUGUGCGAAGAAAGAGAAAGGUUGUUGAACAUAUUUGUUUGCUGAAAGCGAAAGAGGAUUUGUCUGAAGAUCAAGAGAAAGUUAUGCUGGACUAUAUUUAUACGAUACAAUAUUACAUGCGUGGCGUUGUUGCAAUAUCAUUAGGCCGUAUUUGUGAUCAAAAUCCCGAAUGCUAUACGCACGCCAUCUUCAUGCGUUUCCAAACAAAAGACGACCUUGCAAAUUUUUACAAGAACUCCUUUUAUUUGGGGAUUCUUAAGGAACAUGUGAUGCCUUACUGCCAUGGUUUGAUCAAUUUGGACUAUGAAUCUGAAGUAGAAGAUGACAUCCUGCCAAUAUUUCGCAAGGGAGAGGAGUUCAACUACGGCGUAGAGCUUGUGCUUGUUUUAUCAUUCAUUAGGAGCUCUCUGGGUGAAGCUGCAGAAGAUGCAAUGACUUCUCUGGAUAACCUGGCUGUGGUUUUCCCUUCUUUGAUUGUUCAGAUUACUAAAGGUCCCAAUAUGAAUACAGACAGCACAGAAUAUACUCAUGGGGGAGUAAUACGAUUCCGGUCAUCUGAUGCCUUUGAGAUGUUCUUGAACAGUCCUCAAUUUAAUACUAUGUGGAGAUCGAAAUUCCAGCCCAUCAUUGUGAAGGCUGUUUCUGUCCAUUUUCCUGUUGAUCCUAUUGGCACAGAGCUUAUGUAGCAAGGAUCAGGUGGUUGUGUACACACCUAGAGGUUCUUUACAACAAGGAAGCAGGCUCUCAUCUAGGUCACAUUUCAUUAUAAAUUGCUUGACAUAUCUUAAUAUUUCCUUUAAUAUAUUAGCGGUACUAAUCAUAUUCAUGAUUAUCUUAAUUCUGUCAGCAUUAAGAUCUUUCAAUAUUCUCAGGAAGUAAAUGAGUGCAGUUAUUUAAGAAACAGACAUCCAGCUGUAGGAGUUUGAUUCCACUGCCCUAUCUCUGUCUGUAUCUGUUCAAGGCUCCAAGACACCACCUAUAAUUUAACCUUGCAUAAGUCUGUCGGCAGCUUUGCAGGCGGUUCAGGUACUUUGUUAAAUAAGGUGGGAAAUUCGGUUACUUUGAAUACUUUGAACAUCAUACCUAAUUCUAUCCAUGAUAGAAGAAAGGGUUCAAUGUACAUUAUUUAUUUGAAAGCCUUGAAGAUGCCAUGUGCUGAUGAUUGCAUGAUUAAUAGCUGACACAAUGUUAACAUCUUGUUGUGGAAUAAAUAAAGAAUCUUUCCUUAUUUAAUUUGUGCAUGGCAUCCAUUUCUGUGCUUCAUCUUUUUUUCGAAUCUUCCAAAUGCCAUUGUUUGACUUUCAGAUUACAGAAUUUUAUAAUUUUGUUGAUGACAAGGAAUUGCUUGGAAUAUAAUACUACCAUAUAUAAUAUAUAUAUGUAUGUAUAUGUGUAUAACAAUUUUAAAUAAUUUCUUUGUGACUUAUAUAAGAUCUGCAGCCUGAAUUCUUGAUUUUCACAUAUGAAGCAAGCAUGAUAGAUUGGUUAAUAUUAUUUUCACUUGUUUUUGUGUUCACAUUAUUCUCUCAUCCAUUCUCACUAACUCCCUUGGCCUUAUUCCUGCCUGGAUUAAUUUAACAAAUUCAAUCCACAUCACAACUAUAAUGAUGCUCUUUCAUUUCCACAUCCAUGAUAGCUGUUUGAUUAGUACUUGGAUUAAUAGUGUACAUCAUGCCUAAUUUCCUGCUAACUAAUUGUAUAUGUUUACAUCAUAAUGAAGUGCUAUGAUGUCAUUAUUUUAGAAGGUCCAGUAAUAAAAACUGGAAUGAGACAGCCAGUAAUCUGAAAACAUCAGAGUUGUCAAUACCCCAAAUGGGCUCAGCAAAAAAACAAUACAUAAAUCACUUUCAACAUUUAUUUGCCUAAUGAAUGGCAACAAUGACAUUCUAACUGUGUUGUGUAUACAUACUAUUAUUGAUUCAAACAAUUUCUUGCAGGGCAGCUAGCUAAAGUUUACAACCAUAGUUUGAAAUUUAUCUGUACUAUCUAUGAACUUCAAUAGUAUAAAAGGAUUCCUAAGCAAAAGAGAGAGAUUACAUAGAAAGAAGACACAAUGUUGCAAAACUUCUUGUUUGUUCACAGAACAUGAAAGAAUUCAGUUGUGUAAAGGGUUUGGUCCACCUGGAGUUGUCCGAAGCGAAACUCCGUAUAUUGACUCAUCUCCAUCUUCAUUCCUGGAUGGCUUCGGAGACGGUACAGGGAAAUUAUACCAAGAAAACUGGGAAUGGGACCUUGAUGCUGCAGGGCGGUGCGCGGCUUCUUUGUUGCUGGGGAAUUCGCGGCAAUCUGAGAGGUUGCUGAUAAUGAGGAUGAUGGCUAUGGUGAGAAGAAUGGGAUUUGGGGGAGAAUGAAUCCUGAUCAUACUCUGUAUUAUUAGGAUGACAAAAAAAAAAAAAAAAAAAACAA